GUCAUCAUCAAACAUGGCUGACAAGGAAAAUACAAACAUGGAAGUCGAUAAGGAAAAGAAUAAACCUUUUACCAACAACGUUAAGCCACUCGUUGACGAAGCUACCCAGGGAACAGGCAACCAAAACAAUGUCGAAAGCAAGAAGGGUGCCGAUGAAAGCAGCGCCACGGCGGAGUACUGCGAGAAGCUGCAGGCGUGGAUGUGGCAGUACUACACAGGAUAUGUGAACUGGCAGAGCUGGCUGGCAGCGUCAGCCAUGUCCUACCCUCAUUAUUUACAGUCAGCCAGCGGGACGUCGACGACAUCUCUUGAUUUAAACUCCCAGCACUGGUACAAUAGUCCGUUUGGUCUUCCGCUGUCGCCUUACCCGCCUGCCGUCGCCUCCUCAAGUAGCCGGGUAGGUGAGGCUGCAGGUGGGGCUGCAGUGCCUGGUCAACCGCAGCAGCAGCCACAGGAGAAUGGAAAUGCACAGAGGCCAGGACGUGAGUAUAGCAUUCCUUCACCUCUUCAAAGACUCCUGGCUGAGAUGGUGGAUUUCUUCAUUUUGUUUUUCAUCAAAGCAACUAUAAUCAUCAGUAUUAUGCACCUCAGUGGAAUCAAGGAUGUUUCCAAGUUCGCCAUGCAUUUCAUCGUGGAAGAAAUAGAUGAGGACACAUCAAUGGAGGAGCUACAAAAAAUGAUGCUUGUGGCACUUGUGUACCGAAUAUUAGUGUGUUUUUAUGAGAUCAUAUGCAUCUGGGGAGCAGGAGGAGCCACUCCAGGGAAGUUUCUCAUUGGACUCAGGGUUGUUACAUGUGAUUCAUCAGUUCUGGUCCAACCGAACAGGGUGCUUGUAGUGCCAGCAACUAAUGUCUCUCUGUCUGCAUCAACUGUCCGAGCCUUGAACAAGAACUUUUCAAUUGCCUUCUUUUUCCCGGCCUUCAUCACACUUCUGUUCUUUCAGCACAACCGGACUGUGUAUGACAUGGUAGCUGGUACAAUUGUUGUCAAGCGCUCCAGGGUCAGAUGACGCUGAAGAGCCCACAAGAGGGUCAGACAAUAAUGCUGAGCAGGCGCUGUGUGAUGUUUUCUGAAAAAUGCCAGCAGAGCUCCUCAGACUCCGCCCUUUCAAGGUAUCGUCUGAACAUGCAGGAGCAUUAAGAAGUUGGCAGAGGGGUUGAUACGCAUCAGAAUGAACUAUUUGAGUUCCCAACUUGUUUUUGGUUUUUCUCUGACACAUACUGUAUUUCCGCAUGUAUUUCUACAUGCUGCUUUCGGAAUCUGUUCCUGUGCCAAAUUUGUCUCCUCUGAAGACUGGAUAAAUGAUGGUAUAUUCUACCUUUUCAUUAACACAAGAUUUGCCUCUUUGUAAAUACUCUUCCAAACUAAGGGUGAAUGUCUUGGAUCACUCAGUAUUUAAGUUGCUAAUUAUGCAUACAUGAGAUUAUACCUGCAGUAUCUCUUUGUAUUAAAAACUCAUCCUAAGAGUUUUAUGCUCAGACCUUUCAGUUUUUUUUAGUUUUGAGCUCUGUCACUGCAUUUCAGCUGCUGUGAUACUUUGGUUUAAAAGCACAUUUAAAUGUAUUGAAGGGAAAUGUAAACCUGAACACAGCUGCUGUUCCUUUACUCUGACUGAAAAGUUAAUGUAUUAUGCAUUUUAUGUGAUUAACUGUAUUUUGCAUUUUAGAAGACUGAAUGAAACCACCACUUAUUACCUGCAUGCUUGAGAUGUCUGUCUUUUAGCUGUUUGUCAGCUAUUUGAUAAUUCUCACAAUGUUUUCAUACUAAUUAAGAGGCCAUGUAAUGUUUUGUUACACUGCAUUAACUCAUGAAUGUGCCAUUACGUUUGGUAUAUGUAAUGAGUGCAUACAGUGGCUUCGGAAAGUAUUCAGACCCCUUCACCUUUUCCACACUUUAUUGUGUUUGAAAUUAAUUGUAAAUGCAUACAGUUGUCAUUUUGUCCAUCAGAAAAUCCAUAAUGACAAAGAGACAUGUUUUUAGAAUUUUUGGCAAUUUAUUAAAAAUCAAAAAAUCUCUCA
Seriola aureovittata is the source of this 2018-nucleotide messenger RNA. RefSeq names its product protein FAM8A1-like. The transcript has 5 exons. The record is from RefSeq and is a predicted model, not a curated record. The coding region runs from base 14 to 1009 and encodes 331 amino acids. Lineage: Eukaryota; Metazoa; Chordata; Actinopteri; Carangiformes; Carangidae.